UUUUGUAAGACGAUGGUUUAGAGAUACGUACAUACCAAAUAGUUUGAACCCGGGACAGCUUGAAAUUUGAAGUCCCAAGACUCCACGAAUACUUGAUCUGAUUUUUGUAAGGCAACAAACCACUCUAGAGUGGUGUCCGACGUGGCUACAAUUUUUUACUAGAUAGUAUCUGACGUGGCUAAAACAUUUGAAUUCAUUGGUUCACAGCAACUUAUCAAAGUGAUGAUAGCAGGUAAAACACAUUUAUUCCACCUCCCUCGAUAACAAAUGCGCCACUUGUAACGCCGUCGGAACCCCUAGCUUUCCUCUCUUUGAUUUCGUGUUAUACAGCGAACGCCGAUUUAAUGAUAAUGGUAGAGAGAUCUUCGAUGGACAUGUUUGUAUAUUCCCUAGUAGCCAAAUAAGUCUUUAGAAUUUGCAAUGGGGGAAACUUGGUUUUUGUUUUCAAGAUCACAAGUCUUUUGAUUCUAGGGAAUGAGUUAGGGUACCUUCCUUAAUACUAAAAAUGGUGAUUGGUGUUGUGCAGGAGGAAUUAGAGUUACAGCUUUUAAAGGAAAAUCCACGAAACCAUCUUGAUAUGAGAAACCGACUAAAUUCGAAAGGCCAGCGUGAAGGGAAGGUUAUUGACUACAGAAUAAGCGACCUGAGGGUGGUUGAUUUGUUGGACGGGCUGUGUGAUAGAAUGCAGGACUAUACUUUACAAAAGGUGGAAUCAAUGAACAGUCAAUGGGUGAAAGUCGGAAAUUUUGACAAUCUAACAAAUAAACAGGAAGCUAAAGCGCAUGCAAAUGACAUAUCAACUUAUUGUGGAAGAUUGCUGGAAGAAACUGAAGACGAGGUAAACUUGCGGGUAGCCUUUCUCUUUAUUGAUGAUUAGAGUUUGAUCAAAUAUAGUUGAUGUU
This is a messenger RNA of Camelina sativa (false flax), 902 nucleotides long. The record is from RefSeq and is a predicted model, not a curated record. Lineage: Eukaryota; Viridiplantae; Streptophyta; Magnoliopsida; Brassicales; Brassicaceae.